AUUAAUGUCAGACUGGAGGGAGAACUACCUGCUAAGAAUUAGUUCCAGCUCAUAAUUACAUAUUAUGAGGAUUUUCACAUUGGAGAUACGUGGCAAAUGCAGAUUUAUUAAAUUGUAGUCAUACAAAGUUCCCAAGCAUAAGUCUAUCCUAUCAUUUCUAGGUAGCUGAGAAAUUCAGUAUGGCAACUGCUGUAUCACAAGUGAAAUCUGACUCAUUCACUCAGUGCUAAGAUGAAAUACAUUCAGAUGGGAGGCUAUUUUUAAUAUCAAAUUCUUAGCUGUUCCUUGAGUUAAUUUGCUUAUAUGAUUUUGUAUAUGUGAAAGUGUUUCAGCUGUUUAACCUUCUCUUUUCCCAUCUAUGUUUUCAAAGAGCCAUGCUUCAAAGUGUGAGAGGAUUUUUUAAAAUUCAAUUCAAUAUGUGGAUCAUUUCAAGUCAGAGACAGACAAGUUCUAAGGCUAACCCCACUUAAAGGAGAAAUCUGGCUGAUUUCAUGGACUUUGGAUUAGGCAUUUUGUUUGGGCAAAUCUGGGGCUAAGCUACAGACAGCUAUCGCUUUGUUAAACAAGCAACUCUGGUAUUAAUGAAGGCAUUUAAAACACUUUUCAACAUUCUUUAGAUUCCUGGGAAGUCCUAGUGCAUUGCUUAAAACUAAAAAUACACAGGAACUGUCUUUACAGGGAUCUUUGCUUUGGAUGAGGGACUAUUAGUUGCCCAGUCAUUGUUUACUGGCCCGCUAUAGUAAAUUGCCUGUUGAUCUUUGAAAUUAAUUGCCUUGCAGAUCUUUGGUUCUGAUGCCUGCUCAGGAAAACAAUAUUGAUGUGGUCUUAGAUUGGCAAAGACAACAUCUUUAUAAAGCCAUAGAUGUGUUCUGCACAUAAGGUGCAUGAUGUCUCAAACUCCCUUAGAAAUCCAAAUAAGAAGGAAAAUAUAUUCCAUUUUAAAUAUAACCGCUACAAAUGCAGCUAUAAUGCUGUAAGCCCCAGUCUCUGUCCCCACUGCAAAUCUGGAACAAGUGCACUGACAUCUAAGACUCUUCUCAAAUUACAGCAGGGUAAUUAAUAUCAAAAAGCACAUCUAUACACAGUUACUAAUACAUUUUUCCUGAGAUAUUAAGACAAAAUUCAGGAGAUGACCACACUCUCAUGGAAUAAGACUGAGGUAACGGCUGCAUUCCACUGAAGUCACCCCAAAGAAGCCAGCUUUCAUUUCCCAAAGAAAUGAAAGCAAGAUUCUUCUUGUGUAUUUUCUGAUCCAUCAUAUCAAGUUGAAUGGGGUGGGGAAAAAAGGUCUGUAAGAUGACCAUUUUUUGUUAAAUCUGAUGCAUAAUAAGUCAUGUUGACAGAGAACAACUGACUUCACCACUUUUUAGUUUUAUAUGGUAUUUCCAUCAUCUGUUCAGACAUAAAAUGCAUUUUGUCUUAAGGAAAUUUUACAGGCCACAUGAGGAUCCACAUUACCUAUAAGCAUAACUGAUCCACUUUUAAGUGCAGUGUUCUUAGGAGCAUCCCCAAAAUGCCUUCUGUCUCAGACUGUGGCAGAGAGCUGCUAAAAUGCCAGUGUCCUACCAAGAAAGGUGUUCUCAAGCCAUGGUGACAGGUUGCUGGUUUUUGUCGCUACUUACUGCUGAAGACAAAUUUUAACUUAAACAUUUUGAUGGCAGUGAUGAGAAGGACGUAGAAAGGUUGUUUUGUGUUCAUGACACUGGUAGUAAAUGGGAAAGCAGAAAAACAUUGACUUCACUUGGUUGAAACAUUCCUUGUAGUAACAAUAAAAGAAUCCUGAACUGCUUCAAUACUGUGAGCAAUCUGUACUCCAGUUUUAGUCCUACGUAUUGUCAUCAGGAUCACUAAGAUUAUCAAAGAAUCACUAGCUCUUUAUCUGUGCCCCCUGCAUGAUCUGUUUUUAGUAGUAUUGUGUGGAAGAAUAUCUUGAAUAGACAGAUGGGUUAAAGAGAGGGAGUCCUAUUCCUAGUUACAAUAGCGUAAUGCUUUUUGAAGCACAUAGCAGCAACGUAACUAUGUUUUAACAUCUAAUGCUAUGCACCCCAUAUUCUAAUGUACUGCUUAGAGAAGCCUAUGCCAAGAAAAUAUGGAAUUGUGAGCCAAAAACUGUAUAGUGUCAUUCAAACUAAGAACCCACGGUAUAAACUUAUUUAAAUAUAAUCCACCGUAUUUUUUUCAUUGCUUUUCUUCCUUAGCUUAAUAAAUUACCUACCCCUCUGCAUUUACUCCACAGUGCUUGCUUAAUAGAGGAUACACAAGCUUCUUUUUGUUAAGCAGAGAAAAAUCUCCUUUUCUCUAUGCUGUGUUACAUAAAAUUCAACAUAAUCUCUUUAGAGAAUGGAAAAAUAGCAAUUUCUGGGAGUCAAGCAUGGAUAUACAGAGGUCAGCAAAUAACUAUCAGAGUUUUAAAAUGCAUCCAAAAUGCAGAUCUCUGACAUCAGUAAAAAAAAAGAAAACAACACAUCACCUAAAUUACCUCACGGCUAUUUGCAUAAAGGGUCCAGAGGCAGUACAGUAUAAGUACGGAGGCACAAGCCAUCCAAAGAGAACUUAGCAACAGUUCUAUUGGAUACUGUGUGUCUGUAGCAGAAAAAGGGCAACUUUGAAGCUCAGAUGUGCAAACAGCUUUAAAGGACUAAACAACCUCUUGGCAGAUGCAUCAGGCAAAAAUCUGAAACUACAAACCAGCUGCAGGAACCCCGGUCCCACAAUGCCAUCUAUCCAGCUGCCCCUGCUACUCCUCUGCCUGACCUUGUGUGGUGCUUGCCUCAACGGGGGGCAGCCUCUUCCAGAGGGAAGUGAGAACAUGGGAAGAAGUCCCCUGGAUGACAUCCUGCAGAGGUCUGAAAGCCUCAUUCUUCAGUCUGUCCUCAAGAAAGCUGAAAAGGAAGAAGAGAUGAAUAAAGAAUCAAACGCCCCUCUGCCAGAAUGGCUUUCCAAAAGACAACACCCUGGGAAAAAGUACUUAAGUGACCUGGAAAAGAGACAGCAUCCUGGAAAAAGAGAUGUUGAGGAAGACACAUCUUAUGGAGACAUUCAGAAGAGGCAGCAUCCAGGGAAAAGAGAGAUAGAAGAUGACCUUGAUGGCUAUCUAGAGCUGAAAAAGCGACAGCAUCCUGGCAGAAGGUCACUGUUGGAUCAGUAUGCUGACACCCCCAGUCCACAGCUAACCUACUUGAAAGAGUUCUCCAAAAGACAGCAUCCAGGCAGAAGGUAUCUGAUGUACAAGCACCAGCAUCCUAGCAAAAGAGGCUGGAAUGAUGAGGUAGACCUAAAUGACCAAUAUGGUGAGAAACGCCAGCACCCUGGAAAAAGGCAUGGGGAUUCUGACAGCUCAGAUGAUGCAGGCCCCUGCAACUUUCAGGAGUCCUUCACCUGUAACAAAGGCAGCUUGUUGCUUGAUUUAGUAGAUGUUAGCAAAGACAGGGUAGAAGAAAAACGUCAGCACCCAGGAAAAAGAUCAGCAUGGGAGAGUGAAACAGAGGAAUGAGAAAAUAAUUGUGUAUCAUUUGCAUUUAGUGAAGUAAACUGCCAGAUCACUAAAAAAUUCUGUUCACUCCCUUCUGGCUUCCUGCUGCUGACCUCUGCACCUAUCUUUCAGUGCAUUAAUGUUUCCAUUUAAGUUAAUGGCUUUGUCACACACUUAAAGGAACUAAAGGACCCAGUUGAAUGGGACAGGCAAGUACUGAGGGUCUUCAACUCCCUUACUUUAGGAAGUUAUAAGUACUCAUUUCCUUAUGGGCCCAGACCCCAGAAUAAUCCCACUGUGUGUGUCCAAUUUUCUGUUCCCAAAUGACUAAACCAGGCUCUUAAAUAUCUGUUCUGAUGUUACUAAAGUGGAAUAAUUACAUGGUUUCCUCUCACAUCAGUGAAAUCAGUAAAUUAAUAGAGACAGAGAAAAAAGAACAACAUAUAUGACAAUUAUUUCAAAAUGAAAUUGAAUAGGUUUUCAAUUCUAAAUGACACAUUAAUGAGACCUGAACCCUUGCAUACUACAAUCUGUCCAGACAGUAAGCACUGAACAGAGAUAGGAACUGUUCCAACUGGAACGGAUUAGAUGACUGACUUCAUAGUUUGACUUGGAACUGGCACACAAAACCCCUUUUCAUCGAAGAGGCUGCACAGUGCAAAGGGUUAAUUCAUCCCAGAGCAUCUGAACCGCAAGUUGUGAACCUGACUGCAUACACCCCAUACUACAACUCCCAUCCUGGUGUGUCCACAUUUCAGUCAUGCCACUUGAAAUCAUGACUUCUCCUCAGAUAUUUAAAAAUGAAACGAGCAGACAUCCUCUUCUUCCAAUACGGAUUUCUGAUUUCUCUCCUCUCAAAGGAAUGCUUUUACUUUCCAUGGUCAGACUCCCAAAAGUGUUUAUUUGAUAUGAAUGAUUCAAUAAACAUCAA
Messenger RNA from Aquila chrysaetos chrysaetos, 4403 nucleotides. It is a transcript of the gene TRH, whose product is annotated as thyrotropin releasing hormone. Bases 2714 to 3493 code for a protein of 259 amino acids. Gene Ontology annotation, biological process: hormone-mediated signaling pathway. NCBI's taxonomy places the organism in Eukaryota, Metazoa, Chordata, Aves, Accipitriformes, Accipitridae. The record is from RefSeq and is a predicted model, not a curated record. The transcript is spliced from 3 exons. Gene Ontology annotation, molecular function: thyrotropin-releasing hormone activity. Gene Ontology annotation, cellular component: extracellular region.